ACUCUACAGACUCUAAAGACUCUACAGACUAAAGACUCUACUGACUACAGACUCUACAGACUCUAAAGGUGUUUGGUAUGGACGGGUUCAGGUGGUUUGAGUGCAUUGAGUGAAGUGUUGGUUGUCAUGGUGACGACGAGGCUGGAGCAAUAUUAUAAUAUUUUACUGGGUCAUCAUAUAAGAAUUGAUUUGCCAGGAAGCUGUUUAUGACUAGUCUGUUUAUGACUAGUCUGUUUAUGACUAGUCUGGUUAUGACUAGUCUGGUUAUGACUAGUCUGUUUAUGACUAGUGUGUUUAUGACUAGUCUGUUUAUGACUAGUCUGUUUAUUACUAGUCUGUUUAUGACUAGUCUGGUUAUGACUAGUCUGGUUAUGACUAGUCUGUUUAUGACUAGUCUGGUUAUGACUAGUCUGUUUAUGACUAGUGUGUUUAUGACUAGUCUGUUUAUGACUAGUCUGGUUAUGACUAGUCUGUUUAUGACUAGUCUGUUUAUUACUAGUCUGUUUAUGACUAGUCUGUUUAUGACUAGUCUGUUUAUGACUAGUCUGUUUAUGACUAGUCUGGUUAUGACUAGUCUGGUUAUGACUAGUCUGGUUAUGACUAGUGUGUUUAUGACUAGUGUGUUUAUGACUAGUCUGUUUAUUACUAGUCUGUUUAUGACUAGUCUGGUUAUGACUAGUCUGGUUAUGACUAGUCUGUUUAUGACUAGUCCCCCCCCUCCCCCGGUGGUGUAAGGUGGCCCUCUGUCUGAGGUCGUGGUAACCAUAGCAGGCCUUGGAAAGUGAAAUGUGAUGCGGCGGCCCUCUGGGCUGUGUUUCUGAAUCACAACUCCAUAAUGAGCUGGCAGAGCUCGGCCUGCAUCAAAGAUGCAGCACCCCCCCGGUGUCUGUUUCACCUCACCUGCACAAGAGAGCACUGUCACCUGUACAGGAGAGUCCUCUGACCCAGUGACCCCCCAGGCCAGGUCCCUCCUGACCCAGUGACCCCCCAGGCCGGGUUCCUCCUGACCCAGUGACCCCCCAGUGACCCCCCAGGCCAGGUUCCUCCUAACCCAGUGACCCCCAGGCCAGGUUCCUCCUGACCCAGUGACCCCCCAGUGACUCCCCAGGCCGGGUUCCUCCUGACCCAGUGACCCCCCAGGCCGGGUUCCUCCUGACCCAGUGACCCCCCAGGCCGGGUUCCUCCUGACCCAGUGACCCCCCAGUUACCCCCCAGGCCAGGUUCCUCCUGACCCAGUGACCCCCCAGUAACCCCCCAGGCCGGGUUCCUCCUAACCCAGUGACCCCCCAGGCCGGGUUCCUCCUGACUCAGGGACAUCAUGGGCCCCCUCCUCUUCCUCGUCCUCUCCUUCGUCCUCCUGGCCCCCCCCUGCUCCUCCUUCGCUCCUCAGGUGGUCCAGCGAGCGUCCUCCCCCCCCGAGCAGCCUCAGUCCUCCGCUAACAGCUCGGGCUCCGGGAAGAGGACGUGUCCCGGCAUCGUGACGUGUAAACCGGGUAUCUUACUGCCGGUGUGGCUGCCCAGAGACCCUCCGGUGGGGGAGCAGGCGGGGAGGGCUGUGGUCUACUUCAUGUGUCUCAUGUACAUCUUCGUGGGGGUGUCCGUCAUCGCUGAUCGCUUCAUGGCGUCCAUAGAGGUCAUCACCUCUCAGGAGAAAGAGGUGACCAUCACCAAACCCAACGGGGAGAGGACGGUAACCACGGUGAGGGUCUGGAACGAGACCGUGUCCAACCUCACGCUCAUGGCCCUGGGCUCCUCGGCGCCGGAGAUCCUGCUCUCUGUUAUCGAGGUGUGUGGACACGACUUUCAUGCGGGGGAGCUCGGUCCGAGCACCAUCGUUGGCAGCGCCGCCUUCAACAUGUUUGUGAUCAUCGGUCUGUGCGUUUGGGUCAUCCCCAACGGAGAGUCACGCAAGAUCAAACACCUGCGAGUGUUCUUCAUCACGUCCUUCUGGAGUAUCUUCGCCUACAUCUGGCUCUACCUCAUCCUGUCUGUCAUCUCCCCCGGCGUCGUAGAGGUGUGGGAGGCCGUAGUGACGCUGCUUUAUUUCCCUGUGUGUGUGCUCUUGGCGUGGAUCGCCGACCGUCGCCUCCUCUUUUACAAAUACAUGCACAAGCGUUACCGCGCCGACAAGAGGCACGGCAUCGUGGUGGAGAUGGAAGGCGACCUGGCGCCCAAAGGAAUCGACAUCAUCAUGGACGGGAAGCUGGCAGACGGCGGUGCGUGUCCUGGAAACUCGUCCAGUGUGACCGUCUCCGUGCAGACCGGCAACGAACUGGACCAGAACAAAGACGAGGUGGUCCGUAUCCUGAAGGACCUGAAGGAGAAACACCCUGACAAGGAUCUGGACCAGCUGAUUGAGAUGGCCAACUACUCGGCCUUGGUCCACCAGAAGAAGAGCCGCGCCUUCUACCGCGUCCAGGCCACGCGGCUGAUGAUCGGCGCCGGCAACAUACUGAGGAAACACGCCGCUGAGCACUCUCGCCGCUCAGGAGCCUCGGAAGGCGACAAGGCCACGUGCUCGCACAUCUGCUUUGAAAGUGCUCAGUACCAGUGCACGGAGAACUGUGGCUCUCUGAGAGUCGGGGUGAUCCUGGAGGGGGGCACGGGCCAGAACUCUUUCUGUGUGGACUACUGUACAGAGAACGGCUCGGCCAACGCCGGAGCGGACUACGAGUUCAGUGAAGGAACGCUGGUGUUUAAGCCCGGAGAGAGCCGCAAAGAGAUCAGGGUGGGCAUCUUGGACGAUGACAUCUUUGAGGAGGAUGAGCACUUCUUUGUGCGUCUCCAGAACCUGAGGUUAGAGGAAGGUGGAGGUGAAGGGACAGGAAGUCCACCGAAGGGCAGACUGGUGGAGCCGCUGGUCGCCACCAUCACCAUCUUGGACGACGACCACGCCGGCAUCUUCACCUUCGGCCAGCGCGUGCUGCGCAUCAGCGAGAGCACCGGCACGCUGGCGGUGACGGUGGUGAGGAACUCGGGCUCUAGGGGCACCGUCGCCGUGCCGUACCACACGGAAGAUGGCAGCGCCAAGGCCGGCGUGGACUACGAGGAGGCCAGAGGAGAGCUGGAGUUCACCAACGAGAAGACCAGUCAGAUCUUACAGGUGCUCAUUAUAAACGUGGCGGAGUACGAGAAGCAGGAGAACUUCUUCAUCGUGCUGGAGGACCCGAAAUGGCUGAAGAGAGGCCUCUCUGGGAACCCGAGCCCGGAGGAGGAGGAGGCCCGGAGGAUCUCUGAGAUGGGGAAACCCAUCCUGGGGGAGCACAGCAGGCUGGAGGUCGUCAUCGAGGAGUCCUGUGAGUUCAAGAACACGGUGGACAAACUGCUGAAGGACACCAACCUGGCCGUAGUCAUCGGCACGCACUCGUGGAGAGAGCAGUUCAUUGAAGCCGUCACCGUCAGCGCAGGGGACGGAGACGAGGAGGAGGGACAGGAGCAGCGGAUGCCGAACUGCUGCGACUACUUCAUGCACAUCUUCUGUAUUUUCUGGAAGAUCCUGUUUGCUUGCGUCCCGCCGACGGAGUACUGGAACGGCUGGGCGUGCUUCAUCGUGUCCAUCUCCGUCAUCGGCUUCUUAACGGCCAUCAUCGGAGACCUGGCGUCCCAUUUCGGCUGCACCGUGGGCCUGAGAGACACCGUCACCGCCGUGGUCUUUGUAGCCCUGGGGACGUCCCUUCCUGACACCUUCGCCAGUAAAGUGGCCGCCACGCAGGACCAGUAUGCCGACGCGUGUGUGGGAAACGUGACAGGAAGCAACGCGGUGAACGUGUUUCUAGGCAUCGGGGUGGCGUGGUCCGUGGCCGCCAUCUACUGGCAGGUCAAAGGGAAGGUGUUCCGCGUGGACCCCGGCUCGCUGGCCUUCUCCGUCACUCUCUUCACCAUCUUCGCCUUCUUCGCGAUGGGACUGUUGAUGCUCCGCCGGAGGCCGUCCAUAGGCGGCGAGCUGGGCGGCCCGCGGAUCACCAGAGUCUUCACCUCACUCCUCCUCUUUGGACUCUGGUUCCUCUACAUCCUCUUUUCCAGCCUGGAGGCCUACUGCCAUAUACAGGGCUUCUAGAGAGAGGAACCGCUGCACGGUAACCACGGUAACCACCACACAUCACCGGGACAUCCACCUGUACAGCUCCGCUCCAGCAACCCCCACCGAGAGGACCUAUCACGCUGCCAUGGAUCACACUAGGGAUGUUCAUCAUUAACCGUUUAACCGUUAACCCACAUUAAGCAUUUUAACCGAUCAACGCUAUCGGUUAAAACGGUUAAAAGAAAUGUUAAUAAUGAAUUAUAAAGCUGAGCGGCUCAGAGGAGCGGCUCGU
This is a messenger RNA of Sebastes umbrosus (honeycomb rockfish), 4313 nucleotides long. It is a transcript of the gene slc8a2a, whose product is annotated as solute carrier family 8 member 2a. The transcript has 12 exons. The record is from RefSeq and is a predicted model, not a curated record. Lineage: Eukaryota; Metazoa; Chordata; Actinopteri; Perciformes; Sebastidae. Bases 1319 to 4057 code for a protein of 912 amino acids. Gene Ontology annotation, molecular function: calcium:sodium antiporter activity. Gene Ontology annotation, cellular component: postsynapse; axon; sarcolemma. Gene Ontology annotation, biological process: cell communication; sodium ion transmembrane transport; calcium ion import across plasma membrane.